AUGGUUGCCUCUGUGGAGCUUAGCUGCAAAAUCCUCACCAUUCCGCCGUCAUCUUCUCAUUCAAAUUCCAAGAUUUCUUCUUCUUUCUCUCGAUUUCCGGUUCAUUCCCGGCGAUUUUUGCUCAAUUCAUCUCCGGUUUUCCGGUCGUGUGCCGUCACCUGCACUUUGACUAGGGAGACGUCUCUAGCAAUGGAGGACAAUAAAACCCAGAGUCUGGGGCAGAGACCCGAUUCCUUUGGGCGUUUUGGGCGUUUUGGGGGGAAGUAUGUGCCGGAGACCCUAAUGCAUGCUCUUUCCGAGCUCGAAACCGCUUUCCAUUCUCUUUCUGGAGACCAAGAAUUUCAGAAAGAGCUGGAUGGUAUUUUGAGAGACUACGUCGGGAGAGCGAGCCCUCUAUACUUUGCAGAGAGGUUGACUGAGCACUAUAGACGUCCCAAUGGCGAGGGGCCUCAUAUUUUCUUGAAGAGAGAAGAUCUUAACCACACAGGGGCUCACAAGAUUAAUAACGCCGUUGCUCAAGCUUUGCUUGCUAAGCGUUUGGGAAAGAAACGGAUUAUAGCUGAAACAGGUGCAGGUCAGCAUGGUGUUGCAACUGCUACAGUUUGUGCUAGGUUUGGACUAGAAUGUAUCAUCUACAUGGGCGCACAAGACAUGGAAAGACAAGCUCUCAAUGUGUUCAGAAUGCGGCUUCUUGGGGCCGAGGUUAGGCCAGUUCAUUCUGGUACUGCUACACUGAAAGAUGCUACUUCAGAAGCUAUAAGGGAUUGGGUGACUAAUGUAGAGACUACCCAUUAUAUCUUGGGAUCUGUUGCUGGGCCCCAUCCAUAUCCCAUGAUGGUUAGAGAUUUUCAUGCAGUGAUUGGUAAAGAAACAAGAAAACAGGCUUUGGAGAAGUGGGGAGGGAAGCCUGAUGUUCUAGUGGCCUGUGUUGGAGGAGGUUCGAACGCUAUGGGACUAUUUCAUGAGUUUGUUAAUGACGAAGAUGUUAGGUUGGUUGGUGUCGAGGCUGCAGGUUUUGGCGUGGAUAGUGGUAAGCAUGCAGCAACUCUGACCAAAGGGGAAAUCGGAGUUCUACAUGGAGCCAUGAGUUAUUUACUACAGGAUGACGAUGGACAAAUAAUUGAACCUCAUUCGAUCAGUGCAGGUUUGGAUUACCCUGGGGUUGGACCAGAGCAUAGUUAUUUGAAAGAUGCAGGUCGUGCCGAGUACUACAGUGUCACUGAUGACGAAGCACUGGAAGCAUUCAAGAGAUUGUCACGGUUGGAGGGCAUAAUCCCAGCUCUGGAGACAUCUCAUGCUCUGGCUUAUCUCGAGAAGCUGUGCCCGACCCUAGCGGACGGAACAAAGGUCGUGCUUAACUGCAGUGGCAGAGGUGAUAAGGAUGUUCACACAGCGAUCAAGUAUUUGCAAGUUUGAUAUAUAACAAUGUUGCUGCCAGUAGUAGCAAAACUAAAGGUUAUCCAUCAUCUUCCUUUCUUGGUAGAAGCUUAAGUCUUAAUUGAGUUGCUUUCCAAUAUGAGAUCUGAGCUUGAAGACAAUAAAGCAUACCUUAAAUGCCGUAGUUUCCAUACAAGUUUGGAUUUAGAUACAGAUUCUGGCAAAAGAAAACAAAUCCGAGAGCUCUUGUGAGGAUAUAUAUAUAGAUUUUACUAUUUCUGGAUCUUAUUAGACACUUGCCUAUGCAGUUUUAAUAAACACUAGUCUGUGUUUGUGUUUGGAUCACUAUGCUGUAUAAAGAUUGUGCUUUGUUAUGA
Cucurbita moschata (crookneck pumpkin) is the source of this 1754-nucleotide messenger RNA. RefSeq names its product tryptophan synthase beta chain 1. The record is from RefSeq and is a predicted model, not a curated record. Gene Ontology annotation, cellular component: cytoplasm. Gene Ontology annotation, molecular function: tryptophan synthase activity. Gene Ontology annotation, biological process: L-tryptophan biosynthetic process. NCBI's taxonomy places the organism in Eukaryota, Viridiplantae, Streptophyta, Magnoliopsida, Cucurbitales, Cucurbitaceae. The transcript is spliced from 5 exons. Bases 1 to 1416 code for a protein of 471 amino acids.